Musca vetustissima is the source of this 993-nucleotide messenger RNA. Its product is annotated as spaetzle-processing enzyme-like. The transcript has 2 exons. The coding region runs from base 1 to 993 and encodes 330 amino acids. The record is from RefSeq and is a predicted model, not a curated record. Lineage: Eukaryota; Metazoa; Arthropoda; Insecta; Diptera; Muscidae. Gene Ontology annotation, biological process: proteolysis. Gene Ontology annotation, molecular function: serine-type endopeptidase activity.
AUGUGUCCAAUACUCUAUGAACAAUUUCAAAGUUUCAAACAAUUAACCAAAGAAGAACAAGCAUUUAUACGAAAUUCUCAAUGCGGUUACGAUGACAGAAUAGAGGAUCGUGAAAAUAGGGUUUUGGUUUGUUGUCCCCAAAACACUGAACAGUGUGGAGUGGUUAAGAAUACGGCGUCGCAUUUGAGUGCUGGAAGUAAACCCAUCGAUGCGAAGAUCCCUAUAAAUGGUGGAGAAUAUCCAUGGAUGGCAUUGAUCGAAUAUGAGUUCAAAGAAGAUCCCCGCAGACACGAAUAUAUAUGCAGUGGCAGUUUAAUCAAUUCCAAUUACAUCCUGACAGCAGCUCAUUGUGUCACCAAUAAGAAAUGGACAGCAAAACGUAUUUGGUUGGGACAUUCGGAACAAAAUAAUAUCAUCGAAUGUUCGGACCAACCUGCAGCAAAUUGUCCUACCACUUUUCACUCACUGGAAAUUGAUAAAAUCUUUAUUCAUCCCAAAUAUCCUGAAAAUUUACAUCAUGAUAUAGCACUGAUCCGCCUUGAAAGUUAUGUGGAAUUUUCACAAUUUAUACGACCAAUAUGUUUACCAUUUGACAAACAUCUAAAAUCUGAGAAACUGAUCAAUACCUUAGCAGAAUUUGCCAGUUGGGGUGCGGAUAGUCAAUUUGAGGGAAUCAAAAGCACAACCCAGUUUAAAAUGCAUCUGAAGAUAUGGGACACAAAGGUGUGUCGUCAAAAAUAUCGAACAACAUUUUAUGACGUCAAUGUGGAUUAUGAUUUAUGUGCCGGCGGAGUGGAGGGUGUCGAUACAUGUUUGGGUGAUUCGGGUGGCGCCCUAAUGCAUUCAAUGCAUGCGGGUCACCGCGAAAAGAAAUAUUUUGUGAUCGGUGUUAUGUCCUAUGGCAAAAAGGAGUGUGGUCUGAAGGGUUGGCCCAGUGUUAGUGUUGAUGUUCAACGGCAUUUGCCAUGGAUAUUGGCGCAUUGGAGGCAAUAA